AGAGCGGGGCGGGGCGUUCGGGCCGACUCCUCCCCGGGCUCCCACCAGGUCCCGGAUCCCGCGAGCGCUGCUUUGUUCCUUGCCUUCGUCCGCCGGGCGUCCUCCGGCCGUGGCAGUUCCCGGCCAGACAUGUUGCCUGACUGCCUGUCGGCGGAGGGCGAGCGGCGUUGUCGGCAACUACUGACCCGGGCCACGGCCCGGCUCCGCGCGCGCCCUGCGGCAGCCGCUGUGCUCGUGCCUCUGUGCGUGGUGCGCGGGGUCCCGGCGCUGCUCUACACGUUGCGGUCCAGCCGCCUGUCCGGGAGGCACAAGGGGGACGUCAGUUUCCCAGGUGGCAAGUGUGACCCCACUGACCAGGAUGUGGUGGACACAGCCCUGAGGGAGACCCACGAGGAGCUGGGCCUGGCUGUGCCUGAGGACCACGUGUGGGGCAUCCUGCGCCCCUUGUAUGACCAGACGAUGAGCACCAUAGUGCCGGUGCUCGCCAGCGUGGGCCCACUGGAUCUCCAGAGCCUCAAGCCCAACCCCGAGGAGGUGGAGGAAGUGUUUGCCCUGCCCCUGGCCCACUUGCUGCAGGAGCAGAACCAGGGCUAUACCCACUUCUGCCGGGGUGGCCGCUUUGGCUACACAAUGCCAGUCUUCCUUCACGGGCCACACCGUGUCUGGGGGUUGACGGCUAUCAUCACCGAGUUCACCCUGCAGCUGCUGGCACCUGGCGCCUACCAGCCCCGCCUAGACUUCCCUGGAUUUCAGCCCAGGGACUGACAGCCUGGCCCUGAGCAGCCCUCACCUUCACCCUGCUAGGCCAGCUCCACUCCAGGACUGAAUAAAGAGCUUCACCACCUUUGAGGCAACAGUGUCUGCUGCACUGGCACCCUGACCUUGGGCAGACCCCAGGGACAGCUGGUCUCCCAGCUGGGGUGCCUCUGUCCGAGCACACGGUCACCCGCAGCAGUGGGCACUUACUGUGCCUGAGGUACUCAACAUCGUUUCUCUCACUGAACCCUCACCUCGGCCCUGCGAGGUGGGGCCAACACUGUCCCUGGCUGGUGAGACCGGGGCUCACCGAGGAUAGACCCCUUGCCCAAGGUCACCUCGUGCUGGGAUUCGAACCAGGCCCUCUCUGACUAGAGGCCAAACACUUAGCCACCACACCGUUCCCUCCUCCAUGUGCCG
Pteronotus mesoamericanus is the source of this 1176-nucleotide messenger RNA. It is a transcript of the gene NUDT8, whose product is annotated as nudix hydrolase 8. The coding region runs from base 130 to 765 and encodes 211 amino acids. Gene Ontology annotation, molecular function: coenzyme A diphosphatase activity. The record is from RefSeq and is a predicted model, not a curated record. Lineage: Eukaryota; Metazoa; Chordata; Mammalia; Chiroptera; Mormoopidae. The transcript is spliced from 4 exons.